CUCCCUACUUAACUUGCUUCUCGCUCCACACGGAUUUCAUGGCGUUUCUCGAGUUCGCUGCAGAUCUGCACUAGACUAUACAUUUCCGUUUAAUUUUGUGUUUAAAAAAAUAAUCGGAAAAUGGUUUACACGCUCUCUGGCGUGCGCUUGCCCGGGGUGCCAUCGGCCUACAACCUCGGGAGCAAUGGCUGGAGCUCGCGCGCCGCCGAUAGGACACCUCGCGUCUCGCUGAUUGUUAAGAAUAAAUCCAAUUCUCGGAAGAUUUUUGCUGGGAAGUCAUACGAGUCUGGUUCCCAGUCAUCAAUGGCAACUACAUCAGAGAAGGUUUUAGUUCCAGGCACUGAGAAUGAUGACCCCUUGUCUCCAACCAAGGAAGUGGAGGUCCACGAGACAGUUUCAGAUAAUCCCAAGAUAUCCGGCGAAAUAGAAAGUUCAGAAACAAAACAUGAACUGAAAGUUGACGAUCAAGAAAAUAUAAUCGAGCUCAGUUCCAGUGAAGUUAUCACAGGGGAAGAUCCCGCUUCUGCACAACUACCAGAUGCACAUGUUGUAGCAAAAGCUGAAGGGACAUCAGAUUCAACGUAUGAAACAACAAGCAGUGAAUCUAUGAGGAUAAGAGGGAAGAUCAUUCCUCCUCCUGGUACUGGUCAGAGGAUAUAUGAAAUAGAUCCAAUGUUGAGCAGUCACCGCCAGCAUCUUGAUUAUCGGUAUGACCAGUAUAGAAAACUGCGUGCAGCAAUUGACAAGAAUGAAGGUGGAUUGGAGGCCUUUUCUCGUGGUUAUGAGAAAUUUGGUUUUGUUCGCAGUGAGACAGGUAUUACUUACCGCGAAUGGGCACCUGGUGCCAAGUCGGCUGUACUUAUUGGAGAUUUCAACAAUUGGAAUCCUAAUGCUGAUGUCAUGACUUGCAAUGAAUUUGGUGUUUGGGAGAUCUUCUUGCCAAACAAUGCUGAUGGUUCUCCUGCUAUUCCGCAUGGUUCCCGUGUGAAGAUCCGUAUGGAUACUCCAUCUGGCAUGAAAGAUUCUAUUCCAGCUUGGAUCAAGUUCUCUGUUCAGGCUCCGGGGGAAAUUCCAUUUAAUGGAAUAUAUUAUGAUCCUCCAGAAGAGGAAAAACAUGUAUUUGAACAUCCUCGUCCAAUGAAACCAAAAUCACUGCGGAUAUAUGAGUCUCAUGUUGGAAUGAGUAGUAAGGAUCCUGUUAUCAAUACGUACGUAAACUUCAGAGACGAAGUUCUCCCUCGCAUCAAGAAAUUGGGGUAUAAUGCUGUUCAGAUAAUGGCAAUUCAGGAGCAUUCGUAUUAUGCAAGUUUCGGCUACCAUGUGACGAACUUCUUUGCACCAAGCAGUCGCUUUGGGACUCCAGAUGAGCUUAAGUCUUUGAUAGAUAGAGCUCAUGAAUUGGGCUUGCUUGUUCUGAUGGAUAUUGUGCACAGUCAUGCAUCAAAUAAUACUUUGGAUGGAUUGAACAUGUUUGAUGGCACUGAUGCCUGUUACUUUCACUCUGGAUCGCGGGGUUAUCAUUGGAUGUGGGAUUCUCGUCUUUUUAACUAUGGACAGUGGGAAGUCUUGAGGUUUCUUCUCUCGAAUGCAAGAUGGUGGCUAGAUGAGUAUAAGUUUGAUGGCUUCAGAUUUGAUGGGGUGACAUCCAUGAUGUAUACCCACCAUGGUUUAGGGGUGGCAUUUACUGGGAACUACAACGAGUACUUUGGGUUCGCAACAGAUGUUGAUGCAGUUGUCUAUUUGAUGCUUGUCAAUGAUAUGAUUCACGGGCUCUUUCCUGAAGCUUUGACAAUAGGUGAAGAUGUCAGUGGAAUGCCAGCCUUUUGUAUUCCUCUUGAAGAUGGAGGUAUUGGAUUUGACUAUCGUCUGCACAUGGCUAUUGCCGAUAAAUGGAUUGAGACUCUCAAGAAAAGGGAUGAAGAUUGGAAAAUGGGAGAUAUUAUACACACACUUACGAACAGAAGGUGGAAUGAAAAAUGUGUCGCCUAUGCAGAAAGUCAUGACCAAGCUCUUGUUGGAGAUAAAACUAUUGCAUUUUGGUUGAUGGAUAAGGAUAUGUAUGAUUUCAUGGCUUUGGAUAGACCAUCCACACCUGUAAUUGAUCGUGGAAUAGCAUUGCACAAGAUGAUCAGGCUUAUAACAAUGGGAUUAGGUGGGGAAGGAUACUUAAAUUUUAUGGGAAAUGAAUUUGGACAUCCUGAGUGGAUAGACUUUCCCAGAGCCGAUCAACAUCUUCCUGAUGGCACAGUAAUCCCAGGAAAUGGGUUCAGUUAUGACAAAUGCAGGCGUAGAUUUGAUCUGGGUGAUGCAGACUAUUUGAGAUAUAAUGGAUUGCAAGAAUUUGAUCGAGCGAUGCAACAUCUUGAAGAAAGAUACGGCUUCAUGACAUCAGAGCAUCAAUACAUAUCCAAGAAAGAUGAAGGAGACAGAAUAAUUGUAUUUGAGAAGGGUGACUUAGUCUUCGUCUUUAAUUUCCAUUGGAGUAAUAGUUAUUCAGACUACCGGGUUGGCUGCUUGAAGCCAGGAAAAUACAAGGUUGUCUUGGACUCAGAUCAUUCACUAUUUGGAGGCUUCAACAGAAUCAGCCACAGUGCAGAGUAUUUUACAUUUGAAGGGUGGCAUGAUGACCGACCCCGUUCAUUCUUAGUCUAUGCACCUUCGAGAACAGCAGUGGUGUACGCAUUAGUAACAGAUGAACCAGAACCUGUUGAUGUUGCUGAUACUGAAAUUAGUAUUGUUGAAGUCUAGCUUUGUAGUUAAGGUGUUGGUGAUUCUGGCUUACAACAACACCUUGCUUUUCUGUCCGUUGCAACAACAUGGGGCUUGCAAACUCUCGAAGAAGCAGAAACUAAGUCGAAAAACAAAUGGAAACAGCAGGUGCGCUAACUUAACUUGUAUCCUCCGGUGGCUAUCUCAAGAUUGUCUGAGUAAUAAAUAAUCCAUCGUCAACUAAACCUCAGUGUAUGUGAUUCUAGAUUGAGUUUUCCCAUCAGAUCUACGAGGAGAUUACGCAUCUGGUUUGGCGCAUAUAAUGAAUUAAGAAUGAAUAUUCCGACUCUGAUGCAUGUCUCCAUGUAUAUUCCUUUGUAUUCGUAUUUAUGUUGUAGCUGGUCCUUUUUGAGCCUGACUUUGAUUUACAUGAAAAAUGAGAGGCAAGCUCGUGUUUCUCAUUAGUGAAAUAUCAUUUUCGUGCCUAAA
Salvia hispanica is the source of this 3198-nucleotide messenger RNA. Its product is annotated as 1,4-alpha-glucan-branching enzyme 2-2, chloroplastic/amyloplastic-like. Gene Ontology annotation, biological process: starch metabolic process. Gene Ontology annotation, molecular function: hydrolase activity, hydrolyzing O-glycosyl compounds; cation binding; 1,4-alpha-glucan branching enzyme activity. NCBI's taxonomy places the organism in Eukaryota, Viridiplantae, Streptophyta, Magnoliopsida, Lamiales, Lamiaceae. Gene Ontology annotation, cellular component: cytoplasm. The record is from RefSeq and is a predicted model, not a curated record.